Messenger RNA from Zootoca vivipara (common lizard), 4783 nucleotides. Its product is annotated as sulfotransferase 1B1. Gene Ontology annotation, molecular function: sulfotransferase activity. The record is from RefSeq and is a predicted model, not a curated record. Lineage: Eukaryota; Metazoa; Chordata; Lepidosauria; Squamata; Lacertidae.
CAGAGGACUCUUGAGAUCUAGGCAAACAGCAGACAAAAUGAACAAAUUGGAGGUUCUUGGAGUGUUCGGAGAAAAAGUAUAGAAUUCAGUCUGCCUAUACUCCACCCAUCCACCCCCUGCAGCCAUUCUGUUGGCUGGUAAAACAAUGGGCUGGGCUGAAAUGAUAAAAUCUAAGCUGUUUCCUGGGGUUGGACUUUUCCUGAAUGAGGAACUCGCCUGUUGCCCUUUAGAUUGCAUAAGAGUGAUGAAAUAAAACAGGCUGGUAAGCAACUGUGCCUGGAAGCAGAAAGAGAAGCACAGUUGUGGAGUGGAAGUGGAGAACUUUCUUAGAGAAUACAGCAACUCCAGAGGGUAUACGCAGGAGGCUGCUGCUUUCUUUGUGAUACCCUUGCAUCUCAGACCAUGGCCAACCAAGCAGACUACAACGACUUCUUGCACGAGCACAAGGAGGUCUUCCGGAGGUUCCCGCUGGAGCUAGUCCAUGGGAUCCCCCUGAUGGAGCCCAUUGCUCAACAGUGGGCUCCGAUUGAAAACUUCCAGGCGCGGCCAGAUGACUUGCUUCUCUCGACUUACCCCAAAGCAGGUACCACAUGGAUUCAAGAGAUUGUUGACCUGGUCCUUAACGGCGGCGAUGUAGAAAAAGCUCGUCGAGCUCCCGUGUACGUCCGGAUCCCAUUUCUAGAAAUUUGCUCUCCACCCCCGGUGCCUUCAGGGGUCAGCAUUCUGGUAGAUACCCCAUCUCCUCGUGUGAUCAAAACCCACCUCCCCUUCCAGCUUGUUCCUAAAAGCUUUUGGAAAAAGAAAUGCAAAGUGAUCUAUGUUGCUCGUAAUGCCAAGGACAACCUGGUCUCCUACUUCUUCUUUGACCAGAUGAACGUGACACAGCCAGACCCUGGGCCGUGGGAUGGCUAUGUUAAGAAAUUCAUGGAGGGCAAAGUUCCCUGGGGCUCUUGGUAUGACCAUGUCCGGUGUUACUGGGAUGAGAAAGGAAACCACCGCAUCCUGUACCUCUUCUAUGAGGACAUGAAAGAGGACUUGGCUCGCGAGGUCCGUCGUGUGAAAGAUUUCCUGGAGGUUGAACUGUCUGAGGACGCCCUUCAGAAGAUUGUCCACCACGCAUCAUUCCAGACCAUGAAGAAGAACCCAAUGACAAAUUAUGAGACCGUCCCCAACGUCAUCUUCGACAAAACAAAAGGCAACUUUAUGAGGAAAGGUGAAGUUGGUGACUGGAAGAAUUAUUUCACAGUGGCUCAAUGGGAGGAGUUUGACGCAGAUUACCGGCGCAAGAUGGAAGGAACGACCCUGCGUUUCCGGGAUGUAUUAUAGACUCAGAAAACUGCCGCUCUUGUAUUUUAUUCUUGGCCAAGAAAAAAAUACAAAUUAUUCAUCGAUUUGAAAAUAAGAGGUGGCUUCUCCCUACUGGACCUAAGGUUAUAUUAUGAGGCAUCCUGCCUGUGCUGGCUUCGGGAAUGGAUAAUUUAAAAUAAUACGAAUAUUUUAGACCAUAUCUAUGGCAUGAAAAGGCAAAAGUUCAUAAAGGAUUCUUGAAUCAUUUUGUAAGAAAAUCAAUUUGUGUGGUAUGGGAGAAAUAUAAUUUACUAGAACAGAAAACACCAUGGUGGCUUUCCCCACUGGAAGCGAUAUCCUUGAAAAAUGUAAAUAUGAGAAAUGACUGGGCAGCAGAACACCAGUUGAAAUUGAAGGAUUUUGAGGAUAUGAGAUUUAUUAACUGACUGGUUACAAUAUCAUCAAUUAAAUUAUUUUUAAAAGAUAGAUAAAAGGAAGGGUUUUAGUAAUGAAACUUCAAGGUUUAAAAAGGAAUUGUUGGGAAAACACUGUAAAAUUACUUUCUAAAACGGGUAGAUUGCUUUUGGAAUGGUAUACGAAAGAUUACCGUAAAAGGUUAAAUCAGCAAUGAUACACUGGGUGAGAGAUCUGGAGUUUAAUAUUCAGCUUUCAUCAUGGAAGAAGUUAUGGAGAACUGAUUUGAAAUUUACAGCAUGGCAUAACCAGCUCGGGGGGUGGGGGUGGCGGCGGGCGCUGCCUGUGCCACCUUUUUCCUCCUUAGUCUCAACAUUGCCUUGUGCAAUUCAGCAGAGAGGAGGAUGGGGACAAAACUAUAAUUCUUUGUCUCUCUGCCAGGCACCUGCUCUUGCUCCACCUAUUGCUGGUCUCCCUGCCUUCCACCCAACCAGCCCCAAAGGGCACCAGCCAUCCAGCACUGGUUACUUGAUUCAGGUGAAAGCCAACAAGUCCCAACAAAAUGCAGCAAAGUCCAGCAAGGUCCAAUAAGAUUCAAAGCGGCCCAGCCAGGCCCACCAAAGUUCACCAAGGUCAAAUGAAUCCAGCAAGAUCUAACAAGUUCAGUCCAAGAAGUCCAGCACAGUCAACCAGUACAGUAGGGUCCAGCAAGUUCAGCAAAGUCCACCAGAGUCCAACAAAAACCAAUGGGCUUCCAAAAAACCCUCCCAAAAAAACAAUAUUGCAAUCACAGCUUUAACAUGAACUGUUAUUUGACUUUAAUUAACAUUUCAUUGAUACAAAAGCUGUACUCCUGGGGCUUUUUGGACGUAUUGCUGAGCUGUGGCUUAGCACUGGAGGAAUUAGUUUGGUCUCUUUCCCGACUCAAACACUCCCUUCUCUUCCUCUUGUGUUGCCAAGAAUAGGCUUACAGAAGCUUUCUUUUCCAUUUUUUGUUAACCAUGCCUUCUCGCUUUGUCUGAAGACGGGAUCGUGAUUUAAUGCUACCCUAUGGCCAGUUUCAAACAGCCCAACUUCAAGCCAUGGUUUGUGAAGCUGGCUUGCUUGUUAGCGUUAAGCACAAUCUUCAUUUUGGAUGAGACAGCCUCUGUAAAAACAUGUUGCGCUGCAGGCUUAUAUAUUAGCAAAUUAACCAGGCUUGCUUUGUGAAAUUUAUUAACAUAGGAAUAAUUCUUGGUGAAGAUGAUUCUCUUGGAAGCCUGCCAAGGCUCUUGCCUUGUGUGAGUUCAAUCUCCUAGAGUGAAAUGGGUCUUUGGGGAACUAGAGGAAUGGUCAGCUGCACAAUCAAGCUGGGGUGCUCUCCUAUGCAGAAGGUUGCGUACAGGAAGGACAGAAUCAAAAGAACAGCACAAAAUAAAGCUCUGGCCUCCUGUAUUCAUCUAAUUUUUAAUUAUUAUACUGGACCUUUUUGCAGGACUACAGCACAUAGCAAGCAUAAGAAACCUUUCAGCUGUAAUGCAAACAGAAUCAAAUUUGCAGGGAAACAAUUCCCAAAUUGCAUUUUAACAAUAACAGUAACAAACAAUGUUUCUUUCUCGAGAGUGUCAUCAAAUGCCUGGAAAACGCCCUCUCUAAUUGUUCCCCCCUCAGCAAAUAUAAAAUGGAGACAAAUAUUUUUAUUCUGAUCAUACUACUUGUUUAUCUAUCCAUUUCAGGAACGAUAUUAUCAAGCCCCCCCCCCCCCCGCCACAGUUUUGUUUAACCUCCUUAACUAUGUAAAAUCCCUUACCCUAUUGUUAAUCCCAGAGGUUCAUUUUCAACGGUAGAUAUACUGCCAUGUCUCCAAAUUAUUUCUAGCAGCUUCCAUAUAAACAGCCAACACAUUACAAUGGACCCGACCAAGUUCACACAAUAAAUCCAUGGUGGAUUUAAAAUUUAAUCCCAGUUUCCACCCCCUCUGCUCAGUAGACCAUAAGGCCUACCGUAUCUGUUUCUACUUCCUCAAAUGGGUAAGGAACAUUGUUACUGAUUUCCUUUCAUUCUUUUGUUUUUCUUGUGAAAGGGAUGGGCAAAAUUCCAGUGAAUGUACUCCGGGACAUGAGAUCUGAACCACUGUGGGACACUGAAGAGGGGACAAAGGCAUCAUUCCUACAUAAUAAGCCAAAGAUCAAACUGUGUCAUGAUUGUUUGCAACGGUACAUGGUACAGAGCAGCAGUCGGCAGACAUCAGGCUUGUUGGAUCUGUUUAGAUCAAGUGUGGGGGACCUAUGACCCUCCAGGUGUUGCCAUAUUCUGAAGAGCAAAAAAAGAGGACACAGAGCCCCCACCCCUGGGCUAAAGCCUAGUGUCCAAGCACAUGUGCUGCAGAGGCCCAGAGUUCAAAUUCCAGCUAAAAGCUUCAGGUAGCAAGUGACGAGAAAGGCCCUUUCUCUGCUUGAGCCUCUGGGAUAGAUAGCAAGGAGGGUGUGGGGCAAGACAAACUCAGGUGUUUUAUACCUGUGUCGGCAUUAAGCACCUUAAGAUAGAAGGAGCCCAACUCCAGGUUUAUCGCUUCGGCCUCUUGUACAGCGCCUAGUACACAGCUGGGUGGGGAGCAGCAAAACGUAAGCAGCAGUGAUUUGGGUGUACAGGGUGGGAGGAAGGGCUUCUUGCCCUCACCCCGGCUGGACCCUGUGAAAGGGGGAGAUGGGCGGGCAAGUCCUCUGCUGCCCUCUCUCAGCUCCCAACAGCCAGACACAUGCUUCAAUCUCACCCUGGGCCCACCACACGAAAGGGAGAGGUUCAAGUUUGCUCCUCCCUGCGUAGCAUCACGUCUUGCCUCACAAGGCUCCCUGAGCGGCUGAAAGGGAAUUAACAAAGCGGAAUCUUUUGACCCAGAUGUGGAAGAAGCCAGAUGUGCUGGCGACUUUGCAAGUCACCAUAGGGAUAGGAAAAUUGUAAGAGUGGCCAUAGUCUGUUGACACGGAGGAGAAACGGGGGGAACUUUCCUGUUUUCUUUCUGUUUAGUAGCAUUGCCACUUACUAAUGGUACCUACUAAUGGUGCCAAACAAACCAAACAAACCUGGACAUUUUGCCUUAUUU